UGGGUUGCUUGCUUCUUCCCUUCCUCUUCUUUGACACCCGCCGUUCUUCUCUUCGAUCCAUCUCUUCUCCUCGUCAAUCUCCGCCUCCCUCAAUCAUCGUCUCUCCAUCUCCAUCUCCAUUACUCGACACCGCGACCACAUAUCCCCAUCCACCACCAUUCGCACCCAAGACGCUUCUACUUACUUAGUACAGUUUCAGUGACUGAGCUGCGCGACGUCCCUCAGGAACAACGCCAAAUUUGACAUUCUAAGUCAGCCCUGUGUUGGCGCACGACCUCGUGUGCUCUUUCCCGAGGCGCACCCCAUAACACCAAACAUCACCAGCUCCAUCAACUCACGACCACCCUUUCGCGCAUCCCCAAGAGGCUGCGGAGGGUGCGCAACAAUUUUGGUCUUGGUUGCAGAGAUUGUCCACGCUACAAUAGCUCCCGCGUCAGCCUCUCACCAUGUCAAUGUAUAAUCCUCACCGAGGUCUGGGGCCUGCUCCGGGCGCAGGAAAUACCCGUCUGAAUGAGCUGCUCGACAGCAUUCGUGUCGAGUUCGAGAAUCAAGCUCGUGCGAGCAAUGAUUAUGAACAUUCAAUGACACAACAAAUUAAUGAGAUGCAGAUGGUUCGUGAGAAGGUUUAUGCUAUGGAACAAACACACUUGGCGUUGAAGUCAAAAUAUGAUGAAGAAAUUCGAAGCCUCCACCGCGAACUCGAAUCCCGAGGAGGUAACCCGCGCCCAUCUGGCAUUGGUGGCCCUGCCCAGAAUGCUGCCUCGAGACCUCCGGAUAUUGGACAUGGCCCAAGCAAUCUGUUCGGGGGUAUAAUGGCAGGUCAAGGAGGGCAAGGAGCUCCCGGCCUUGCGCCACCCCCGCAACCAGAGCAGCAUGGUCCUCCUCAACACCAAAUGCCACAACCACCUCCUCCUCCUCCAAGUCUGCAAGGCCCUCCUCCACCACAACAGCCUUUCCAAGGUGGUGGAUAUCCAGGACCUGCACCAAAUGGUUAUUCUCAGCCCCCACAAUCAACGUCAUCACCCGGCCCAGGUAAAGGUCGCAUUCUCAAUCGCGGACCAGGUGGCCCAGCGACCCCUCAAUUGAACCAACCUAUCCCAUAUCCUGAUCCACGAGCUGGCGCAUCACCACAGGUUGGUCAUCCCGUACCCAAUCAGCACCCUCAAUUCAGAGUUGGAAAUGCUCUCGCUGAGUUGGAUCUUGAACGCCUGCCCGGACAUCAGAAGAAGGUGGAAGCAGAUUGGUUUGCCAUCUUCAACCCGGAAGUUCCUCGUGUGUUGGAUGUUGACUUGGUCCAUACUCUUCAACAUGAGAGCGUUGUUUGCUGCGUUCGCUUCAGCCACGAUGGAAAAUAUGUGGCGACAGGUUGCAACAGAUCUGCUCAAAUCUUCGAUGUUGUCACUGGACAGAAGAUUUGCAUCCUUCAAGAUGAAUCUGUUGAUUCUGUUGGAGAUCUCUACAUCAGAAGCGUUUGUUUCAGUCCUGAUGGAAGAUUCCUCGCUACCGGUGCUGAAGACAAGUUGAUCCGAGUUUGGGAUAUCGCAUCAAGAACUAUCCGAAACACCUUUGCCGGUCACGAGCAAGACAUUUACUCGUUAGACUUUGCUCGCGACGGCCGAACUAUCGCUUCCGGAAGUGGAGACCGCACUGUUCGUCUGUGGGACAUUGAGGCAGGUCAAAACGUCCUGACCUUGAGCAUCGAAGAUGGUGUCACCACUGUUGCUAUUUCACCCGAUACCAAGUUCGUUGCUGCUGGUUCUCUCGAUAAAAGUGUUCGUGUUUGGGAUGCCGUUACUGGUUAUCUUGUUGAACGCCUUGAAGGUCCAGAUGGGCACAAGGAUUCUGUCUACUCGGUCGCUUUCGCACCAAACGGCAAGGAUCUUGUUUCGGGAAGUUUGGACAAGACUAUUAAGAUGUGGGAACUUGUCGCACCAAGAGGUGGACAUCCCAGUAAUGCUCCCAAAGGUGGACGUUGCAUCAAAACCUUUGAAGGCCACAAGGACUUUGUUCUUUCCGUCGCCCUCACUCCCGAUGGAAACUGGGUCCUCUCCGGCUCCAAGGAUCGUGGUGUCCAAUUCUGGGAUCCAAGAACCGGCAAUACUCAACUCAUGUUGCAAGGUCACAAGAACAGCGUCAUUAGCGUGGCACCCAGCCCAAGCGGUGGUAGCUUCGCUACUGGUUCCGGCGACAUGAGAGCCCGCAUCUGGAGCUACAAGCCCUACCCAUGAAUCAACCUUCCGAAAUGAAUUAAAUAAGCAAUGACAGGCAAUGGCAAUACAUAUGUAUGCGACACAGGCGAAUGGCAAGGCGUAUUUCGGGGUGGCUGUGAAAGGAAGGUCUUCCGAGAUCGAUGGGAUGGGUCUCCUUUCUUUACUUAUCUGUAUUGAUUUGUUUGUGUUUUUUUGGUUGCGUUUUGCAGGGUGGUGAGAGAUGGUGUGGUGUGGAUAACGUGUUGCAAUAAAAAAUAAGUAGUGAGUUUUGAAUGGAAUAAGAUAUUGAUAUCAG
This is a messenger RNA of Mollisia scopiformis, 2505 nucleotides long. RefSeq names its product WD40 repeat-like protein. The transcript has 5 exons. The coding region runs from base 447 to 2228 and encodes 593 amino acids. NCBI's taxonomy places the organism in Eukaryota, Fungi, Ascomycota, Leotiomycetes, Helotiales, Mollisiaceae. Gene Ontology annotation, molecular function: protein binding. The record is from RefSeq and is a predicted model, not a curated record.